CUUCCCGGUAAUGCCAGCUCUCUUCUACCGUCGGAUUACGAGCGAGGCACAACGCCAAAGGACGGUCACCGAGACAUAAAACGUCGAAUAAAGCCUAAUACUUCAGGUUCCAGCUGUCACCCCUGUACCCUCUCUGUAAACCUGCUUUGUACGUGAGUAGAGAAGACCUCCCUUUAACAAAAAAAAAAAUAUGGAUCAAUCUUCGCCAAACCAUCAGCAAAGAGGAGCUCCUCAGCGUGCCGUACCUGCGGGUGCCUUCAGGCAGGGUAAUGCUCCCACUGUGGAGAGAGGCAUCAUCAGUGGAGACAAUAUCCAGUUUAGGAGGCUGCGGCGUAGUACACGGUCAGAGAGCUCUGGUGCUGAGGAAGAGUGGCUGAGCUCCUCCAUGGAGGCAAACAAGUCCUAUGGCCAAAGCCCAAGUCACAAGGUUGACGGAGUCUGGUACAACCGUAGCUCCUAUGAGCAGGUGGAGGGCAACUACCAACGUCGCCUUGCCUCCAAUAACAACGGAUCACUGUCUUCCUCUCCACGGAGUCCAAACACCAGAGGCUCCUUGACCUUCCACUCUAGACGCGCCAACACUCAGUUGCAGGAUCACGGCCACCCUGUCACCACAGUGAAGGCCUCUGGUAUCCCUCACCGCCAGUCCAGUAGAGGCCGCAAUCGCACCUCAUCUGAGACCGAGCAGGGGAGAAAAGGCAGCAGGGGGCCUUUCCCGAGGAAGAGAGGCUUCUCUGAGACGGAAAACAGGCCCAGAAGGGACAAUACCAACAUGAGUGGACUGCAGUGCCUCGCCACAGAGAGCGUCUGGUUCGACAAACACCACUACGAUGAGGCGGAAAAGCGCUUCUACGAGGGAGUCAAUGGCCCCUCCACACCACAGCAGCAGGACAAAGAUUCUAAUGCCAUCCUGCAGGACAUUGCUAAUUCCCGAAAGACAAUCCAGCAGUCCCUUGACAGAGUGAAAACGGCCCUGCAUCAGGCCAAAGGGCGCCAGCAGAAGAGGCAGCACAGAAAUUCAUCCUCACAUGCAGGAGGAGACCAGGAGCUGGUUUCACGCAUGAAGAGCCUUGAGCUGGAGAACCAAACUCUGCACAAAGUGGUGGAGGGUAUGAGAGCAGCCCUGCUGAAGUUGGAGUCCAGAGUAGCUGUGCUGGAAAAAAACCCUGCGACAGCAGCUGUGCCCUGUGUUAAGGAGAGCAUCUGA
Molecule: messenger RNA, 1207 nt
Organism: Solea senegalensis (Senegalese sole)
Lineage: Eukaryota; Metazoa; Chordata; Actinopteri; Pleuronectiformes; Soleidae
Exons: 8
Coding region: 191-1207 (338 amino acids)
Source: RefSeq, a predicted model, not a curated record